Messenger RNA from Astyanax mexicanus (Mexican tetra), 7480 nucleotides. RefSeq names its product dihydropyrimidinase like 2b (gene dpysl2b). Lineage: Eukaryota; Metazoa; Chordata; Actinopteri; Characiformes; Acestrorhamphidae. Gene Ontology annotation, cellular component: cytoplasm; cytosol. Gene Ontology annotation, molecular function: hydrolase activity, acting on carbon-nitrogen (but not peptide) bonds, in cyclic amides. The coding region runs from base 307 to 2190 and encodes 627 amino acids. The transcript is spliced from 15 exons. The record is from RefSeq and is a predicted model, not a curated record.
GGUGUGUGUGUUGGUGAGGCGCGCGCGCACCCUGAGACCCCGUGCACUCUCCUGCAGGACGCGCAGCGCGAGCGCAGCAGCAGCAGCAGCGUAACGCACCCGCAGAUAUGGAUUAAUUGCUAUUGUAAGCGUCUCGCGCCGCGUCACUUCCGGCCAAGCCCCGCUGCCCCGCGAGCUCCGUCCAGCCGCCUCGAGCUCCUCCUCAUCUUCAUCACCCUCCUCAUCCUCGCGCCGCGGCUCCCGUGCACGUCAGUCUGCUCCAGCCCACUGCAGUAGUCCUAUAGUCAGCACCUGUUGGUCUCCAGCAUGUCCCUGUCCUCUGGAGCCGUGUCCAGCCCCGGUUCUGGCCGGUUCUGUGGUCUGCUUUGUCCCCUGCAGUCUGAGGGGGAGCAGAACGUGCGGCCCACCGACUCUGGCCGGGUCAUCGAGCGGCAGAGAGACGCUCAGGUCCGCAGGGUGGAGAUCAGAUGGAGCGCCGGCAAAGAGCUGCUGCAGAACAUCAACGAUACGAGUGAUCGACUCCUCAUUAAAGGGGCGAAAAUUGUGAACGAUGACCAGUCCUUCUCUGCAGAUAUCUACAUGGAGGAUGGCCUCAUCAAGCAGAUCGGAGAGAACCUGAUCGUUCCUGGCGGGGUGAAGACCAUCGAUGCCCACGGGCAGAUGGUGAUGCCAGGAGGCAUCGAUGUUCACACUCGCUUCCAGAUGCCCGACCGGGGCAUGACCGCCGCCGACGACUUCUACCAGGGCACCCGCGCCGCGCUGGCAGGAGGCACCACCAUGAUCAUUGACCAUGUGGUGGCGGAGCCGGGGGUGGGGCUGAUUGCAGCGUUUAACCAAUGGCGCGAGUGGGCGGACAGUAAGUCGUGCUGUGAUUACUCGCUCCACGUGGACAUCACCGAGUGGCAUAAAGGGAUCCAGGAGGAGAUGGAGACGCUCGUCAAAGAUCACGGUGUGAACUCUUUCCUGGUCUACCUGGCCUAUAAAGACGUUUUCCAGCUCACCGACUCUCAGAUCUACGAGGUGUUCAGCGGGAUCCGAGACUUGGGUGCCAUUGCGCAAGUCCACGCUGAGAACGGAGACAUCAUCGCUGAGGAGCAGCGCAGGAUCCUGGAGCUGGGCAUCACUGGACCAGAGGGUCACGUCCUGAGCCGCCCAGAAGAGGUGGAGGCGGAGGCUGUGAACCGUUCUGUGACGGUGGCCAAUCAGACCAACUGCCCUCUUUACAUCACCAAGGUCAUGAGCAAAAGCGCCUCUGAUGUCAUCGCUCAGGCCAGGAAGAAAGGAACCGUGGUCUACGGAGAGCCAAUCACGGCCAGCGUCGGCACAGACGGCUCGCACUACUGGAGCAAGAACUGGGGCAAAGCCGCGGCUUACGUGACGUCCCCGCCCCUCAGCCCGGACCCCACCACGCCCGACUACCUCAACUCCCUGCUGUCCUGUGGUGAUCUGCAGGUGGUUGGCAGUGGGCACUGCACGUUUAACACUGCGCAGAGAGCCGUGGGUAAAGACGACUUCACCCUCAUCCCUGAGGGAACCAACGGGGCGGAGGAGAGGAUGUCCAUCAUCUGGGAUAAAUGUGUGGUAACUGGUAAAAUGGAUGAGAACCAGUUUGUGGCCGUCACCAGCACAAACGCAGCUAAGAUCUUUAACCUGUACCCCCGUAAGGGCCGAAUCGCUGUGGGCUCAGACGCAGACCUGGUGCUGUGGGACCCCGACGUCACCAAAAUCAUCUCCGCCAAGAGCCACAACUCCGCGGUGGAGUAUAAUAUCUUUGAGGGGAUGGAGGUGCGCGGGGCGCCGCUGGUGGUGAUCAGCCAGGGUAAGAUCGUGCUGGAGGAGGGAACCCUCCACACCACAGAGGGCUCAGGACGCUACGUACCGCGGAAACCCUUCCCCGACUACGUCUACAAGAGGAUAAAGGCCCGCAGCAGGCUGGCUGAGUUGAGGGGGGUCCCGCGGGGUCUUUAUGACGGGCCGGUCUGUGAGGUAUCUGUGACCCCUAAGGCUGUAACACCUGCUUCUUCUGCCAAAACAUCUCCAGCCAAGCAGGCCUCUCAGCCCGUCCGCAACCUGCACCAGUCUGGCUUCAGCCUGUCCGGUGCUCAAGUUGACGACAACAUCCCGCGCCGCAACACUCAGCGCAUCGUGGCGCCCCCUGGUGGCAGAGCUAACAUCACCAGCCUGGGCUAGACCUGUGGUCCGUCUGCAGGAGAUUCGGGGGCAGCAGGGCGAGGGACGCCCGCGAGUGGAGACGAGUUAUUCACACCACGCCUUGAGCCGAACCGUCUCGAGUGCCUCAGACUCUCCACUCCCCAAAACCCUGUCAACCCCGUAACAUCUCUCUACCGCCAUCCACAUCCCCCCCUCUCUCCUCCCCCUAUUCCCCUCCACCCAAACCCGCACCCUCCCAUAGAGGAGAAAUCUAGAGAAAAAAAACGAAGUAUUUGCCUCAUGUGAAGAUAAAAAGGAAAGAAAAUUAACACUCCAUGUUUGAGCACCUCUGAUUGUAUGAUUUAGUGUUUUUAUACUGUACUUUCUACCUACCAUGUGUCAUUGUGUCAUUUUAUUAUUUUUAUAUUUAACUUUUUUUUGUUUUUUGUCUUUUGGUUUUUAUGUUUGGAGGGGUCCAGUUAGAUUAGGCAGAGCUGUUAUUGUUUUUCUUAAUUUAACACGGUUAACUGGGGUAAAAGGAGAGUCCUAGGUUUGAGCACUUCCAGUGGCCUGAACAUUGUCUUGUGUCGUUGUGUGUUUAUGAGUGAGUGUUUAUGAGUGAGUGUUUAUAAAUGAGUGUCGAAAAGGAAAAAAAGGAGUCAAUCUGAAUAUUCAUAGGGAAAUUAGCCAAUAGCCCUCACACUGUGGCUUGAGGAUCGCAAAUUUGAGAUAGUUGAACACUGUGUUCUGCUUCGGCAUCAGCAGCCAGAGUCAGAGAGAGAGAAUGCACAAUUAGCUGUCACAGGCGUCUGUUGGUUGUUUGUUGGUUGAUAUAUCAGAGCUAGUAAUAAUUGAAAUGGCUUUCUAAAAAUACUGCAGUGAUUCUAGUAACAAUUGCCUUGGCUUUCUAGUAAUACUGCAGUGAUUCUAAAAAUAAUUGAAUUGUCUUUCUAGAAAUACUGCAGUGAUUCUAGUUACAAUUGCCUUGGCUUUCUAGUAAUACUGCAGUGAUUCUAAAAAUAAUUGCAUUGUCUUUCUAGAAAUACUGCAGUGAUUCUAAAAAUAAUUGCAUUGUCUUUCUAGAAAUACUGCAGUGAUUCUAGUAAUGAUUGCAUUGCUUUUUAGUAAUACUGCAGUAAUUCUAGUUAUGAUUGUGUUGUCUUUCUAGUAAUACUGCAUUGAUUCUAGUAAUGAUUGCACUGGCUAAUUCUAAUAAUGAUUUCAUUGUCUUUCUAUUAAUACUGCAGUGAUUCUAGUAAUAAUUUAAUUUGCUUUCUAGUAAUACUGCAGUGAUUUAAUAAUUAUUUCAUUAGCUUUCUAGUAAUACUGCAGUGGUUCUAGUAAUGAUUUCAUUGUCUUUCUAGUAAUACUGCAGUGAUUCUAGUAAUAAUUGAAUUGUAUUUCUAUUAAUACUGCAGUGAUUCUAGUAAUUUCAUUGGCUUUCUAGUAAUGCUGCAGUGAUUCUAGUAAUAAUUGCAUUGACUUUCUAGUAAUACUGCAGAGAUUCUAGUAACAAUUGCAUUGACUUUCUAGUACUACUGCAGUGAUUCUAGUAACAAUUGCAUUGGCUUUCUAGAAAUACUGCAGUGAUAAUAGUAAUAAUUGCAUUGGCUUUCUAGUAAUACUGCAGUGAUUCUAGUAAUAAUUGCAUUGGCUUUCUAAUAAUACUGCAGUGAUUCUAGUAAUAACUGAAUUGGCUUUCUAGCAAUACUGCAGUGAAGUUGUUGUCCUGUCAAGGUGUGUUAUAAAGGCUGUAGUGAGAGAGUUAGACACAGUGGCUGGCGACUCUGCAGCACAGGAAAAGGAAGUUAGGAAGGUGAAGGUGGGAGGAGAUACAGAAAUGAAGGACGAAUGGGCUUUGAUGUGUCCCACAGGAAGUAGGGAGGUGAGAAGAGGAAGUGCGUGGCUUCUGCCACUCCUGUAAAAUCAGCAGCGAUUAGAGUCAGUGUUGGUGUGUUUUGGGCUUUAAUGGCUUCAGUACGUUGUAAAUCCAGAUGUUCAGGUUUUAAACACAUUUCUUGUAACAUGUUUUAGAUGCAUCACAGUAUAAUAAGGAUAUGUUCAAUGAUAUGUGGCUUAUUUUGUCUUGUUUCUGCAAGUAAAAGUUUAAUUUCUAAUAGAAAAAUUGAUUUACUUGUGAAAUUCUGUUUUUGAAUCUAUACAAAAAAAGGAUUUUUUAAAUUUUAAAUCUCAAAAAAGUAUUACAAUCAGUAGAAAUUACUAAUUAAAACUAAUGCAUCAACACCUUCAUCAGAUGGGUAAUUCUUAUUUUUUGAUAUUAGGAAUGAAAUGUGUGCCAAAAAGUACCUUUUACUUGUAAAAAAAUGUUUUUUUUUUAUAUAAGGAAUGGACUUUUACUUGUUUUUACUAGCAGAAAAUUUUAACUAUAAUGUGUAAAACAAACUUGAAGUUAAAUUGGUAAAAUGUCUGAUAUUAAUACAAAUAGGAUUAAAAGCUAAAACCAUUUACAGAAGUGUUACAGACGUUUUUAAAACCUAAAUGUUUGCAUAUACAAUGUAUAAGUACUGCCUGCCUGUGUCUAAUGCAAAGAUGACCGCGCUAUUGGUGAAUAUGAAUAUAAAUAUGGAUAAGGCAUGUUUACGCUGAAGAAAACGGGUGAAUGAGUGUCUCUCGUCUUUUAUGUUUUUACACUAACCCUAGCUUUAUGCUUGUGCCUAAAUUCACAGAAGUGUACUGAUCAUUUUUUAGUCCAUUUUAAUUUUUUGUAUUAUUGAUUUUUUUUUGUUAUUAUUAUUAUUGCUGAAAAAAGGCUAUAGAUGUAAAAUAGCCGAAGUAAACCGAUGCAAAGGUGCCAGAUUCUUCUCCCCGACCCCUUUUCACAGUGCUCUCGCUUGAGAUUCUAUUGCAGUGCCAUUGUCAGCGGGGGUGGGGGGGGUGGGGGGGGGGUGGGGGGUGUAGUGUCGAUGUUAGUGAUGUAGUGCAAUGAUGAUAUGAUAUGUAAUCAAUGUGAUCGCACUGAUUUGAACUGAAUAAAAUAAGGGACUUAUUGAAAUGCUUGUUGAUUAACUUAAGGAGCUCCUGGGUGAAAUACUCACGUGUCGCUGAGCAGUUUUCUGGAUUCAGAUUUAUUGAUCUAGAUGUAUCGUUUUGAGUGGGUGAUAUACUGAAGGUCUAGAAAGUAAGAAUCCACCCCAGGAUUUUGUUUCAACCUGAGUGGCAGCAGACCCAACCAGAGCUGCAACAGACCCAAACUGAGUGGCAGCAGAGCCAUCUUGAACCAUCAGAUCUGCCUUGGUAACAGCAGAGCCAAGCUGAAGCACAGUAGAUUCACUUGGGUGGCAACAGAACUUGCUGAAGCAAAGCAGCUCAGACAGCAGCAGAGUUGACCUGAGUGGCAGCAGAUCUUUUCAGGCAGCAGUAGAGCCAAGCUGAGCUGUAGUAGAGUUACUCAGGUGUCAGCACAACCAACUUGAGCAGCAGCAGAGCUGCCUAGGAGGCAACAGAGCCAUCUUGAGCUGCUGUAGAGUCACUCAGGUGGCAGCAAAACCGACUUGAGUGGCAGCAGGGACAAGCUGAGCUGUAGCAAAGAUACCUAGGUAGAAGCAGAUACAACAUAAGCUGCAGCAGAGCUGCUCAGGUAGUAGCAGAGUUAACAGAGUGGCAGCAGAGCUGUCUAGGAGGCAGCUAAGCUGACUUGAGCCGCUCAGGCAGCAGCAGAGUUGAAUUAGGCAGCAGCAGAGCCAAGUUGAGCUGCUCAAGAACUGCCCAGACAUCAACAAAGUCAAGCUAAGCUGCUCAAAUCUUGCCCAGACAACAGCAGAACCAAGUUGAGCUGCUCUAGAACUACCCAGGAAGCAGCAGAGCCAAGCUGAGCUGCUCUAGAACUGCCCAGACAUUAACAGAGCCAAGCUGAGCUGCUCUAGAACUGCCCAGACAUUAACAGAGCCAAGCUGAGCUGCAGCAGAGCCGCUCAGGCAGAAGCAAAGUUGACCUGAUUGCAUAUCUGCUCAAGCUGAGCUGUAGUAGAGUUACUCAGGUGGAAGCAGAACCAACUUGAGCUGCAGUAGAGCUGCCUAGUCGCUAGUCGGCUUUAGUCGCUUAGGCAGAGUUUACCUGGGUGGCAGCAGAGCCACUUAGGCAGCAGCAGAGCCAAGCUGAGCUGCUCUAGAACUGCCCGUACAUCAACAGAACCAAGCUGAGCUGCUCUGGAUCUGCCCAAACAUAAACACAGCUUAGCUGACCUGCUAUAGAACAGCCCAGACAUCAACAGAGCCAAGCUGAGCUGCUCUAGAACUGCCCAGGAAGCAGCAGAGCCAAGCUGAGCUGCUCUAGAACUGCCCAGACAUCAACAGAACCAAGCUGAGCUGCUCUGGAUCUGCCCAAACAUAAACACAGCCAAGCUGAGCUGCUAUAGAACAGCCCAGACAUCAACAGAGCCAAGCUGGGCUGCUCUAGAACUGCACAGGAAGCAGCAGAGCCAAGCUGAGCUGCUCUAGAACUGCCCAGACAUCAACAGAACCAAGCUGAGCUGCUCUGGAUCUGCCCAAACAUAAACACAGCCAAGCUGAGCUGCUCUAGAACUGCCCAGACAUCCACAGAACCAAGCUGGGCUGCUCUAGAACUGCACAGGAAGCAGCAGAGCCAAGCUGAGCUGCUCUAGAACUGCCCAGACAUAAACAGAACCAAGCUGAGCUGCUCUAGAACUGCCCAGACAUAAACAGAACCAAGCUGAGCUGCUCUAGAACUGCCCAGACAUAAACAGAACCAAGCUGAGCUUCUAUAGAACUGCCCAGACAUCAACAGAGCCAGGCUGAGCUGCUCUAGAACUUCUCACAAAUCAGCAGAGCCAAGCUGAGCUGCUCUAAGACCUCUCAGGCAACAGCAGAGCCGCUCAUGCAGCAGCAGAACCAACAUUAGGUGCAGUAGAGCCAUCCAGAGCUGCAACAGAGCUGCACAGGCAUUUUUAUUUUCUGGACCUAAAUGACCUAUCACUGAAAUAAAAUGUAUUACAACAGCACAGCAUCUCCUAACCUGGGCUGAUGUAAUAUAUUUUCUUUAUAUGUGAUCUAUUACACAUUUAAAUCACCCGUAUUUAACACAUUGUGGGGACUGCUUCAGUGUGGAGUUCCUGAAGGGCUGAACUAAUUGGUUAUGAUGAGAGUGGACCGUGUAUGAUGUAUAGUGUAGUUGUAGUGUAGUGAAAAUCGUCUCACGCUGGAUCAAGUGUGCCUCUCUGUAAGUCUCUGAUGGAACCUGAGCGACCCUGGUGGACCAAGGCUCAAAUCUGCACUUUUAUGUUGUUUUUUUUUUAUUAUUAUUAUUUUUCGUGCAGUCUGGUUCUCAUUUAAUAAACCCAUCCUACAGCUAA